ACCAUAUAUGCUAGCCAUAUGCAGGCAUCCCAACUUUGCCAGUCCACUUCAAAAGACGUCAAGGGUUGUGUUGUCGGCGCGCGUAAAGUUAUCUUAAAACCUUCCUCCCAAUGAAACCAUAACCUGCUCCAGCGUUCAUCACGCAACCAACUAGCAACAACGAGAUGAUGUUAGUAGAUGAUCGUGUCUGGGCUCUGUUCAAGGGCCACUGGCAGCACACACUGACUUACUGGAGCGUGUUCUUCAGUUUCGGGCUGUGUAUCGCGUUCCUGGGGCCGACCAUCCUGGACCUGAGGUGUCAGACUCAGUCCACUCUGCAGGAGAUCACCUGGGUCUUCUUCGCCCAACAGUUCUUCCUCAUGCUGGGGAGCGCCCUGGGAGGACUCUUCAAGAAGACGCUCCGCUGCUCCCUCUCAGCUCUCUUCGUCUCCAGUCUUGUCAUCUCCGUGGUGUUUGCCAUCAUCCCACUUUGCCACCAUGUGCUGAUGCUGGCUGUUGCCAUGGCGAUAUCUGGCACGGCAAUGGGGGUGAUUGACACCAUCGCCAACCUGCAGCUGGUGAAGCUCUACCAGAAAGACUCAGCCAUUUUCCUACAGGUCCUGCAUUUCUUCAUAGGGCUGGGAGCGUUGGUCAGUCCCCUGGUAGCAGACCCAUUCCUGUCGGAGGGGAGUUGUGUUCUGGGGGGGAACUUGACAGCCAACUCCUCCACUGACCUCCAUCACCUCCGCAGCUCCCUGGCAGGUAAGGGGACAACCCCUCUGCACAACGUAUCCCACCACUACCACCUCCACACAGAGGGCAUCAUCACCACCAAUGUGUCCUACGCAUUCUGGAUCAUGGCUCUUAUCAAUCUGCCUGUACCAGUAGCAGUGUAUGUGUUGAUGUACCGUGAGAGGCUGUUUCCCUGCUCGAACCACAGCCCACGUCUACUGGACAAGGAGAAAAACUCACAGAAGAACCAACAGGACCACAAUAUCCAGGGUCACGGGGGUUUGUUUGGCUGCUGUAACUAUGCUGAUGUGAAGGAUCGCCCUGCCUCCUAUUUCCUCCUCUACAUUCUGGGUGGAGCCGUGCUCUUCAUCACUGACGGCAUAAUAGGUUCUUACACAGGAUUCAUUUACACCUACGCAGUGUCUCCUCCCCUCUCUCUGCCUCACAAGACGGCAGGCUGUCUGACCAGUGUGUUCUGGGCAUCCGUCACCGUGGGCAGACUGGUGUCUAUAUAUCUGUCAUACAGAUACACACAACAACGACUAAUCUCGGUCAGCCUGGUGGGGAUGAUGGCGGUGCAGUGUCUGCUGUUGAUCCUGUACUCCAGCCCUGUGUUCCUCUUCAUGGGGACAUGUGUGUUAGGCCUUUUCAUCAGCAGUGUGUUCCCCUGCAUGGUGGCCCUCACAGAAGACAUGGUCAACUAUAAAGGGUGUGCCACUACGGUCCUGGUGACCAGUGCUGGUACAGGAGAGAUGGUGCUGCAGCUUCUCACGGGACAGUUGAUCCACAGUAAAGGCAGUUAUAGUUUCAUGUUGGUUGGUAUGAUAUCAUCCUGCAUCGGAUUCACAGUAUUCCUGGGCCUACUCUAUAUCCAGCAUCAACACAGGAGCUCCCAAGCAGCCACUAGUAAGGAAAUCGCCAUGACAGAGAAGCCUUCAAGUGAGUAAUGGAGAGAGGCCGUGAGGAUGAAUCAAUGGAAAGAGAGGACUGUUUAAACAAAUGACAAAGUGAAGGAAAAACAGAAAUGACCCAAAUGUUUAAAAUGGCUGGAGGAAAGACAGUCCAAUGUUAGACAUCAGUCCCUCUGCUCCUUUCAUCCCACUCUCAACACCCAGACAAUCAAGUUAAUCCCCAAAGACUAUCCCAUCCUACCCAGUACUCCUCCAGAUCAAACAAACUGAGUCAGCUGGCCUUAUAUACAUCUUCCAAUGUAUCAUUCUUAACAGUAUGAGUGGAGACAGUAUUAUGUUUUAUGCACUACCUGUCUGACCAUGACUGUAGCAUUCAUAAACCAGGAGUUGGAAGAAUAGAUGUUAACUUGGCUUGUUCAUGUAUCUUUUUAAAUGCUCUGACCCAUGAUACAGUGUAAAGCCAUGAACAGGUGGAGACCAAAGCUUCCUCCAUUGGCAUGCUGUUUAUUUAAACUCAACGGCAGCUGGUAUCCUGCUGGAUCCACUCUGGAGUGGUCACAUGAGGACAGAUGGUGUUGCUAUGUGAGCAAGGUGUGGUGGUUGGUUACCUCGUAAAACUCACUGGAUUAGGAAAACAAGUCUUGUGGGGACAUAGCCUCGAAGACUAGAUUUGGAAAUAAGGAACAAACAGGGAGACUAGAGCAAGUUUUUUUUUAAUAGUCUUCUGUUAAACGUUUCCUAUUUCACCUCAAACAUGCCACUCCAAGACAAGUAGCUUGUAAACAUUUGAAAAGCAUUGAACAAAUACAUUUACAGAAGUGAACAAAAGAAAAGAACGGUAGAAGCAAACAGUUUGUCAUUUCAACUGCAAAAGUACUGGUUUUAUAAUUGAAUUGUGAUUCAAAUAAAAACAAUUGUUAAAAUGUAAAA
Molecule: messenger RNA, 2552 nt
Organism: Salmo salar (Atlantic salmon)
Lineage: Eukaryota; Metazoa; Chordata; Actinopteri; Salmoniformes; Salmonidae
Product: solute carrier family 60 member 1
Biological process (GO): transmembrane transport
Molecular function (GO): D-glucose transmembrane transporter activity
Source: RefSeq, a predicted model, not a curated record